This is a messenger RNA of Auanema sp. JU1783, 465 nucleotides long. NCBI's taxonomy places the organism in Eukaryota, Metazoa, Nematoda, Chromadorea, Rhabditida, Rhabditidae. The record is from the annotation of a GenBank genome assembly.
AUGGACGAAUUGAAAUCAAGUGUUCGCUUAGUAGCUGGUAUUUUUCUCUCAAUUUCCUUAAUUUCUUCCGUUCUUGCCUGUGCUGUCUGGGAAUUUCCAAGCCAUGAGCUAUCGAAGAAUGUUGUUUAUCUCGUUGGCGUCGGUGGUGGACUGCUUCUGAAUAUCGUUAUAUUCAUUUGUUUAUUCCGUGGAAUGGCUAACCAGAAUCCCAGCUACUUUUUGCCAUACAUAGUCUGCUCAUUCUUAAAUUUAACUAUAUGUCUGACACUGUCGGUUGUAUUCUGUUUGUCAUCUAUCCGCUCAUUUUAUUCUGGAAUAGCUCCAAUGGAUGCCGUAGCAUUCUUCGUUGUCUUACUUUGCUCAAUAUUUUGGUAUUGGAGCUUAAAAAUUGUAAAAAUUUAUCGUGAAUAUCUGACCAAGAUAUCCGGAAAACAUACUUUAUUUAAUAAUCCAGAAUUUGUGUGA